UGCAGUUCUUUACCACAGCGCUGGACAGUAAGCCCUGCUUCAGUGUUUGAUUUUUUGGGAGGGUUUGCCUCAGUCUAUUGGGAAAUCAAACAUAAAUGCUCCACCCUUCUGAACUUCUCCUUCCACAGCCUGUGAGACAGCCUGGUUUGAUGAGGGGGAUGUUACCAGACACGGGGACUCAGAGUUCUUGCGUGACCUGAGAAGGAAGCACUGGACGAGGAUCUGCUCCAACCCGGUGGACAUGGAGGCUCAGACGGUUUCUGGGGUCAAGUCGCAGCACACCGGGAACACCUUCCACGUUCACAGCGCGUCAGAAGGCCUUUUGUGCCUUAACUCCGAACAGAAAUGGAAACAGUGUGAAGAUUACAAGGUCAAGUUCACCUGCACGGGGCAGUUCUGCUCAGAGUGUAGGACGCGCUGGUUUGAUCACGAUGACCCGACCGGAAAUGGAGACUAUGAGGUCCUUACUGACCUCUUAAACAUAUAUCCAAGAGAAAUCUGCCCUCACCCAAUAGCCAUCGAGGUGGAGAGCAUUUCCGGGGAACCUGCCUCCAACACCUCCGAUACUUUACUAAGUUAUGAUGCCACCUAUGGGUUCGCCUGUGUAAAUGCAGACCAGGGGAGCAGGAGCUGUGAAGAUUACCGGGUCAGAUUUACGUGUCCAGAAGAGUUCUGUCAAGUGUCAGAGCAGUGUCGAACACAGUGGAUGAGCGGCGAUAACCCGUCAGAGGAGGGUGAUGUCGAGUCCCUGGUUCAGCUGCUGAAAACUUUCCCCGGUCAAGUCUGUAGAAACCCGAUCAGCAUUGAGGCCAAGACAGCGAGUGGAAUAUCUGCCACGCAGACCGGAGACACCUACCUGUCCUAUGACGUAGCGUUUGGGUUUGCAUGCAUCAAUGAGAAGCAGAGGGAUAAACAAUGUGAGGACUAUCAAGUCAUACUGACGUGUCCCUCAGAUUUCUGUCAGGGUAAGUUUUCAUGCAGGUAAGAUUUAUUUUGGACUUUAAUACAUGUGAUGUUUAAAAU
Scatophagus argus is the source of this 1023-nucleotide messenger RNA. It is a transcript of the gene muc5.7, whose product is annotated as cell migration-inducing and hyaluronan-binding protein. The record is from RefSeq and is a predicted model, not a curated record. Bases 242 to 985 code for a protein of 247 amino acids. Lineage: Eukaryota; Metazoa; Chordata; Actinopteri; Scatophagidae. The transcript has 6 exons.